AUGGGUUCUUCAUGCACUAACUCUUCUGUCAAUGGCUUCUACAACUUCCUUACACAAGGACUCAAUGAGCUUCACCAAUCCUUUCUCUCACACAACUUCAUGUCAAUCCAAUUCCUUUCAGAGGUGAUCUCAUCUCUCCAAUCCUUCCAUUCCCAACUAACCAUUUUGGUCCGGAAGCUUCGUUUGCCUGUUGGAGGAAAUUGGUUGAAUGAAUACAUGGACGAAAGUUCAAGGCUUUGGGAUGCUUGCCAUGUACUCAAAUCUGCCAUUUCUGGAAUGGAGAACUAUUACUCAUCUGCCUCUAAUAUUGCUUCUUCUUUAGAUGGUUACCAUCAUUUCACUCCAGAACUUUCACGUCAGGUUAUUCGAGGUAUAAAUGUUUGUCAAAGGGAGAUUCUUGGAUUGGAAGAGGAAAACAAAAGCUUAUUGGAAACAAGGAUACAACCAAUGUUGUCCCAAUGUAUGAACCAGAACAUCUCCAUGGAAUCAAAAUUGAAUGGAUUCAGUGGCUUCAGAGGUGUUCUUUAUGCAAUGAGGAGUGUUAGUUCAUUGCUUCUGAUGAUUCUGCUUUGUGGGCUUGCUUAUUGUUGGUCUUCCUCUUGCUUUCACCAAGGAGGGUACGAAGGACACAUGGUUUUUGGAUCUGGUUUCAUGGUUUCUAUGACUAUAUUGCAGCAGAAAGUGACAGAGGAGAUAGACCACAUUGAUGGGCAGCCAGGGAUUCUUCUGUUUGAAUUCCAACAAGCAAAGUUAGCCAUGGAGGAAUUGAAGGUGGAGUUGGAGAGAAUAGCAGGUUAUGAAGCACAAGCUGAUAUUCAAGAAAAAGUAGACAAUGUUAAGAGUUGUUUUGGGUUGUUGAGAUGUGGGGUAGAGACUAUAACAGGACAACUUGAUGAUUUCUUUGAUGAAAUAGUGGAAGGAAGGAAGAAGCUUUUGGACAUGUGUAGUCAUAGGUAG
Molecule: messenger RNA, 957 nt
Organism: Gastrolobium bilobum
Lineage: Eukaryota; Viridiplantae; Streptophyta; Magnoliopsida; Fabales; Fabaceae
Exons: 2
Coding region: 1-957 (318 amino acids)
Source: RefSeq, a predicted model, not a curated record